ACAGCAUAUCUGAAAUCUUUUUGAUGUAGAAUAAUUUUGCCUUUUUGAUGAGAGUUAUUCUUCUUCAUUUUUCUAUACACUCCAGGGUUUUCUACAUGGGAAGCUAAUGAUAAGGAAAAUAAUGCAUAUUAUAGUGCUCUUUGUGCUUAUGCUUCAUGUCCAGGAAACAGUCCCGGAGAUGGUGCAGUGUUAUGCCUCUUUUUACCCAUCGGAUGGAACAUGCGGUAAUAUUUUAGGGGAAGUUUCAUUUAAUGAUUGUUGUAUGAAUCCUGCAUAUGGCUAUCAGGAUAAAAAAAAUGAAUGCAAGUCUUGCAGAUUAGCUUCAUGGUCCACAUGGUCCGAGUGGAGUGCAUGCUCAGUGACAUGUACUCAGGGAGUGAGGCAGAGACAUCGUGCCUGCUACGGCGUUGGGAGUUGCCUUGACCCUCACCAUCUAGGAGAGAAACAAACUGAACCUUGCACUGACAUUGACUGCUGCCCAGAAAAUGGAGCAUGGUCUGAGUGGGGUUCGUGGCAGCUAUGCUCAGUUACAUGUGAAAAAGGAGUCAGAAAGAGGACGAGGACCUGCUCUAACCCACUUCCAAAAUGUGGGGGUGUUUGUGAGGGUCAUGGCGAAGUCGUCGAAAAUUGUGACACAGGGAUCGUCUGCCCAACUCAUGGAGGCUGGUCUGCAUGGGGUGGCUGGGGUACAUGUUCAGGGACAUGUGAAAAAGCAGGGAUUGCAAUACCUAUACAGCAGAGAACCAGGACGUGUACAAACCCUCCACCAUCUAUUUCACCACGUGGAAAUAAUUGCCCAGGCUCAAGCACAGACACUCAACAAUGCAUAGGACUGCCUUUUUGUCCAGUGAAUGGAAACUGGGGGGCAUGGUCAGCCUCUGAUUGCUCUGUGACAUGUGGAGUGGGACUACAGACACACCAUCGUGAUUGUGAUAAUCCUUCCCCAAAGUUUGGAGGCCAGGAUUGCCCAGGAGACAAUACCAAAUCAGUAGUUUGCAAAGAUCCAAAAUACUGCCCAGCAAAUGGCCAGUGGACUGAGUGGUCUGAAUGGACUCAAUGUGAUUCACCAAACCAAAGGAAAAUUACAUGCAAAAAUAAAUCAGGGAGGCGAAGGCGACUGAGAGACUGUGAAGGCAGGAAAUAUGAUGGAGCUUUCUGUGAUGGACAAGGUGUACAAUUCAGCUCCUGCUUUGACAUUGAAGGCUGUAAAGCUGGACAUGAUCUUCAAAUACCAAGAGCUUUAUGGUCAGAAUGGUCUGAUUGGAGUUACUGUAAACCUGACUGUGGUAAAGAUUCUGUACAGAAAAGGAAUCGGGAAUGUAUACCCGACAUCUCAAAGUACAGUGAUAAACGUCUAGAGAUCUUCUCAGGAAAACCAGAUAUUAUCUGCCCACCUUUGGAAGAAACAAACCAGACCAAGCCAUGUCUAAAUCUUCCACCGUGCUAGAUCAGGUUUAUGGUCAACACUCACAAAUGGAAAUGUUAAAAAAAAGCUUUUUCUACAACGUUUUCUAAUGAUAGUGGUUUCUUUGGUGCCUACUUUCUUUCUGCUAUUCAAUCUACCAAAAAGUUACAAUGCAUGUUCUGCAUUUAUGGCCGAGGUGUAGUAAUUGUAUUCAGGAAAUACAUUGAAUAGAUUUUUUUGCUUGCAUUUCUGUAGGUUUUCCUUUUUGCAUCAUAUUAAUAAAACAUGCUUUUGUGAAUUGCAAGAUUGGACAGCCUUAUUUAAGCAUUUUAUGGGUUGUGAUGUACUCUUGAUAUUUGAUGUACAAAAAUGGGACCUUUCCAAAGAAUUUUCUAAUACUUUUGUGUAAGGUGUACAAAAUGAAAAAAAAAAUCUAAUAUUGUUAUACAUUAUCAUUAGUAAACAUCAUACAACAUUUUGAAGUUCAAUUAAUAUUUAGUAGCGUUUUAUUCAUGUAUAUUAUAUUUUGUAAAAAUUGAAAAAAGAUGUUUGUCAUUACAAUAACUCGAGGAUGUUUUCCAUGUAGGUUUCCGUAGUGUAGUGGUUAUCACGUUCGCCUCACACGCGAAAGGUCCCCGGUUCGAAACCGGGCGGAAACAAUUGUUUGUUUUUCGUUCCUGCCUUACUUUCAAUUGUAUAUAGCCUUAACAGUCAUAGGUAACAUCCCUCCAUUGUAUAAUUUCUGCAGUGAUUAAUAUAUUUUCAGCUGGCAGCAAUUUAUUUAACCCGAACUCAUGCAGUGAGCAGCUUCUUAUUUCUCUAUAUAACAACCAUGUUGGCUGACAUAUUCUAAAAAAAAUAAUAAUAAUUUGGGAUCAAUUAAAGUCAUUUAGGAAGGCUACACAGUCUCUCUUUUUGUAGUUGUUGCUAUUUGUUAUUCUUUAAUGUUAUUCUAAGCUACAACAAAUAGCUAUAUGUCAUUUGCCGUUUGUUGAAUGGCUGCUGGAUGAUAGUGCUCCGCCCUCUUCUGGUGUAUGUUUGAGCAAACCCAGAAAUCUGAACUCAUCUGAGUGAAUCAUGAAGAGUCGAGGCAGUGAAAAUACCCAACAGUAAAGCGUUAAAGGAUUUUAGUUGUGUGUGAGUAAACUUUAUAUUAAAUCAGUUGAACUUUGAUUUUUAUUAACUCACCAGGCACAAAGUGUGUAAUAUGAUGUCAGUAUUUGUUAUAUGUAAUAACAUGCUUAAUAUUUUCUUUGUUCCACUGGAUUUUAUUUCUUGAUGUUUUUCGCAGCUUGAGAACUGGGCAAAGGUAGGGGCAAGCAGACUUAAAGCUACAAAAUAAAGAGAUUUUAAUAUAAUAUGAAAGUCACUGAUGUAUUUCGCUUUUUCUUUGUUGCCACUGAUGGUUAGAUAAAUGUUCACGGAGUAGUCUGACCACUAACAGCGAACGACGUAGAUUUUAAAAUGUACUUAUAUGGCGGGGUGUUAAAACUUUUAUUCAGCAUCAAACUGAACAUUAUUGAAAGUGCCGCUAGCGGUCUUUACAGAUGCCACGUAGUCAUGCCAAGGUAUCUCUUGUAUACCAGUAGUACACCUGCAUCAUCCUAGGCGUGAAAAGGCGAACAAAAGAAAAGAGAGGAUUAAAAGCGAUCCAUAAUAUGAUUAAAAGCUGCCAUAAUAUGAUUAUAUAAAUAAUAUAAAAAUAUAAUAUAAAAAUAAAUAAUUUAAAGAACUAUCAGUUACUUACAUAACUGAUAUACAACGCUGACAUACGGAAGCCGAAAUAGCUCAGUUGGGAGAGCGUUAGACUGAAGAUCUAAAGGUCCCUGGUUCGAUCCCGGGUUUCGGCAGCUUUUUCAAUUUCCACAGCUUCAUUAGACAGUUAUUCUUUUAGUGAAUUCAUCUUAAAAAAGUCGAUCUAAUCGUACAAAUCCAUAGUUUCUCUGAGACUCUGUGGACUGUCAGUAAAAAGCAGCAUAUGGAGGCCGAAAUAGCUCAGUUGGGAGAGCGUUAGACUGAAGAUCUAAAGGUCCCUGGUUCGAUCCCGGGUUUCGGCAGGCUUUUCAUUGCCUCAGCAGACAUUUGUGAAGUCAUCGUUUCUUUUAUAUUAAUACUAUAAAACUUCCUGUUAAUACAGAGACUACAUGCGGUGAGCAGAUUCUUAUUUCUCUAUAUGACAACCAUGUCAGUUGACAUAUUCCAAAAAUAAUAAUAAUUAGGCAUUUGGGAUCAAUUAAAGUCAUUUAAGAAAGGCUACACAAUCUUUCUUUUUGUAGUUGUUGCUAUUUGUUAUUUUUUAAAUUUUAUUCAAAGCUACAACAAAUAGAAAGCAAACUAACCGCCCUCCUCUGGUGUAUGUUUGGGCAAACCCAAAAAUCUGAACUCAUCAGAGUGAAUCAUGAAGACUCGAGCCAUGAUAAUGUUCUUCAAUAAAUUUCUGUUUCAAAAGUGAAAACUCGAGCAGAGAAAAUACUCAAUGGUAAAGUCUCUGUAUGAACAGGAAUGUAUAUGCUGCUUAUUAUACUAACUUUUCCCUCGUUAUCAUGCAGUAUAACUACAUAAAUUCUGUACUCGGAAAGAAAACAACCAUUGGUCGUGAGUUUCCGUAGUGUAGUGGUUAUCACGUUCGCCUCACACGCGAAAGGUCCCCGGUUCGAAACCGGGCGGAAACAAAUAUUUCCUUUUUAACUUCGUCUUGAAUUCUGAAUUAAUUAUUUAAUGUUUUUAGCAAUAGACGUAUUCACAAAACAGCAUUACAGAAAUCCCGAUGUAGCUUCAUCCUUCAUGAGCAAGCAAACAAACACUGUCAACAAACCCUGCCUGAGUCCACUUGAAGAAACCUCAAAAAGCAUAUCAUGGGGUUAUACAUUAUUACCCUUACACAAUACAAAAUAAUGUCAAACAGUAUUAAGUGUGUUGUUCAGUACCAGCAUCACACUGCAGUGGAUAAUCUCAGCUGUGUACUGCAAGCACAAGUAUGCAUUACACAGGUGAGAGUAUCCAGUGAAGCAAGGGUGAGAUUUGGACUCCUGGGAAGUGACAGUCUUUAGGGUAUGACAAUCUAUUGCCUAAUUAAUUAAUUUUCAUAACAUUUAAAUACCAUCAAUAUAUAAAGAACAACCCUUUACAGUUAACAUUCACAGUGGCAUUGUGUCCACUGGGACCACACCAGGAUAAAGCUACUGAAGAUAAAUUAAUGAAUUUUUGUACCUGACUUUCUUACAAGUAAAUCCAACAAAAUGAUCUACUGGACACUGCAGGUUCAUGUGUGAUUAGGACGAGAAUUAUCAAAGCAACAAAGAUGAAGAAAUCAGUGCCAUUAAUGGAUUAAUAAUUAACUUUCCCUUUGGGUCUUACAGUGACAAAUGUUAUUAUUUAAAAAAAUGGUUUAUCCAUUUAUUAAUAAAUAAGAAGUGGCUUUAUUACUUUUUCAAUAUUAAUCUCUCACACACACUGUAAGAAUCACAGCGAUACAAGGUUGGUCUUGGAUGAAUUUAUUGUAUAAAUACAGGUAUUGCUAGUAUUCAGUCCAGCAAACCUCUCAAUGGGAAUAAUUUAAUGUUCUAUAAAGCUCUUAAAGAAAACACAGAAGGCCCACAAUGAUUGUAUUUUCAAAGAAAAUUCCAUUGGCCCAGGUCUAUAAAGGAUUUCAGCACUUCCAAGAAGAAAGGAAAACAAAAGAACACUUGGUGUUAAGAUAUGUAUGGAAUCUUAAAUUCAAUACAAGGAAUGGUAUGAGAAUGUGUUUACAUUCUGUAAAAAAUAAGGAUAUUAAAACUCUAUACACCUCUGUUCAAAUGUCAGAUUUUGUGAUGGAAAAAAAUGAAACCAGAAUAUAUAAAAUAAAAUAUGUUUUAGGGAAAAAAAGAUAAAGAAACAUCUGAUCACCUGGCUGCAUAAGUGUGUAUACCCUUUUAUAAUGGGUCAUAUGACUGUGCUCAGAAUUAACCAAUCACAUCCAAACUCAGUGUUUUAAAGUAAUUUUCAUAAAGCUGUCAUUACCUAUGUGAAUAACCCCAGGAUUUUCUUGACAUUUUCUUGGCUUAAUCUGACUGCUAAAGCCAAGUUCAGUAAAUAGAUUACAAAGCAUGUACAGUAUCUCACUGUCAAAAGUAUUGAUCAGGAGAGGGGUAUAAAAGAAUUUUAGUAUUAGUAUUAGAAGUACAACUGAAAACUGGAAAGAGCAGCAAGUGGAGAAAAAACGGGGGACCACAGUUAGGUUACCAAGAACAAGAAAUCCAACCAAAAUUGAUGAAAAGACAGCCAAAAUCAUAUCAGGAAGGGCUUUUGAGAAUGUGUACUUGUGACUCCCUGCAUGUAUUUGCAUAUCUCUUAACUAUUACCCUGUUUACCCUGUCUUGUCUUUCUAAGUUAUAUUUUUACAGUUUAAUAGUUAUAGUUUUUUUCCUAAGUUGUAUAUUUUUGCCUGCUAUCACUGGGGCCUCAGUACUUAGUUUUGUUCCCUUUUAUGUACUACAUAUUAUGGAAUGACAAACUUUC
Messenger RNA from Hemibagrus wyckioides, 5905 nucleotides. RefSeq names its product properdin-like. The record is from RefSeq and is a predicted model, not a curated record. Lineage: Eukaryota; Metazoa; Chordata; Actinopteri; Siluriformes; Bagridae. The transcript is spliced from 9 exons. The coding region runs from base 107 to 1447 and encodes 446 amino acids.